AUGACAAAUCAGUGGUCUGACUAUGAAAGAGAUCCUUCGCGCAAUGAAGAUCAUCCCCAUCGUGGCGCAGAAGGAGGCUAUGAUCGUACGGAACGAGAAACUAAUUUUGAUAAGCAGGACAUGUCGCGAUCUCGUUCUCCAGGUGGUCGGGCACCUCGCAUUGAAGAAGACACUGCUGCUGAAAAUCCAGGAACUAAUUUAUUCAUAUCUGGUAUUGCACCUCGUAUGGAUGAAAAAGAGCUCGAGGAGAUCUUUUCUCGCCUAGGGAAUGUUGUUAAAUGUAGCAUUGUCUCUGAUCCUUACACAAAAGAAUCUAGAGGGUUUGGUUUUGUUACUAUGGCUACACCUGAGGAUGCAGAUAAAGCUAUUGAGGCAGCGAAUGGUCAAGAGUAUUAUGGAAGAGUUUUUAGUGUAGAAAAAGCCCGUAGAGGUGGUCCUCGAACAUCGACUCCGGGUACUUAUAUGGGGCCUCGUAGGCGCGAUAAUUAUGCUUCUCGUCGUUCAGAUCCAUAUGGUCGAGACUAUUAUAGAGAUCGUCGCAGUGAUCGUUACGGUGAUCGUUAUGGUGAUCGUUACGGCGAUCGUUACGGCGAUCGUUAUGGUGAUCGUUACGGUGAUCGUUAUGAUGAUCGUCGUGGACCACGUAGUCAAAGUUACAGUGAUAGAUACUCUUCACGUCAUGAUCGUCGUGAAUCCUAUGAUUUCCGUCGUGAACGGUAUGAUGAUAGAGGGCAUGAUAGAGAUUUUCGUCGUGAAAGAGAAUAUCGUUAA
This is a messenger RNA of Pneumocystis carinii B80, 771 nucleotides long. RefSeq lists its product as hypothetical. The transcript has 6 exons. Gene Ontology annotation, molecular function: RNA binding. The coding region runs from base 1 to 771 and encodes 256 amino acids. The record is from RefSeq and is a predicted model, not a curated record. Gene Ontology annotation, cellular component: spliceosomal complex. NCBI's taxonomy places the organism in Eukaryota, Fungi, Ascomycota, Pneumocystomycetes, Pneumocystales, Pneumocystaceae. Gene Ontology annotation, biological process: positive regulation of mRNA splicing, via spliceosome.